Messenger RNA from Cryptomeria japonica (Japanese cedar), 2010 nucleotides. RefSeq names its product gibberellic acid methyltransferase 2. Gene Ontology annotation, biological process: methylation. The transcript is spliced from 3 exons. The coding region runs from base 700 to 1881 and encodes 393 amino acids. The record is from RefSeq and is a predicted model, not a curated record. Gene Ontology annotation, molecular function: S-adenosylmethionine-dependent methyltransferase activity. Lineage: Eukaryota; Viridiplantae; Streptophyta; Pinopsida; Cupressales; Cupressaceae.
GUUUUCAAUCCCUUAUUUCAUACUGGUUAUGUUAAAAAUCAAAUUUAUUGGAUAAAAAUUUCUCUUAUAGACGUGUAUUCAAUCUGUUUUUGUAUAUUCUUCCCAACCCACGCCUAUAAAUCUAUCAAAGGAAUAAAACAACUGGUGUAUUGAUCCCUAAAAUCUAGGGAAGGGCUGUUUUUAGUAUCAGUCAAGCCCAUUUUCUUCUCUACACGCCGAGAGAGCAUUAUUUUCUUUCAUUAAUUUGAAAACUUCUGUAUGAUAACACAGAGGAAGCCUGGAAUGUAUAUAAGUAAUGGCUGUUUUGGGUCUUGUUAAUUGACCUUCAUAUUUUUUGUUGUGAUGUUUAUCCAAUGUGUGGAAUCCUUUUACCCAUAUUUUUUAAUGCCUGUUUGGAAUCAUAUUCCCAGUAUUGGAAUCAAAAUUCUGUUAAUGUUGGCGUAGAGAGUCAUGUCCAUAUUUUAAUCAGUUAUGUGUCCAAAUGCGGUCCCCAUUAAGCCUAGAGAUAAACCAAUGUAACGUGUGAAUUGGGUCAAUUUCAGUUUAUCCUCAUCACUGUUCUGCUACUUGCCACUGGGACUGUUAUAUAUAAACUUCAAUCACUUCAGAAGAAACCCACAAAACACAAAGGGUUAUAAAGAACAGGUUUGUGUGAAAAUUCAUCCAAUUGGGUUGUAGCUUGUGAUUUCCUAACAUACAAUGGAGAAUGGUGACAUGGAGAAUCAGAGCAAUUCAAGUGAAGUCCUGAGAGUAGGAGUGGAGACAGAGACAAAAAGUGUGAAAUCUUGUGUUGAACUCCAUGGAGCUCUCCACAUGUAUUCAGGCAAUGGGGAUGCAAGUUAUGCAGAGAACUCUACAAGACAGAGGUAUGUUUUCCAUGUACUGCAGCCUCUGUUUAAGGCAGCUAUGGAGAAGCUCAUAAUCCCCAAGGAGGGUCCAAUCAGAAUUGCAGAUCUUGGGUGUGCAACUGGUCUCAAUACUAUACUAGAUGUGGGUUUUGUUAUGAGAACAUUGACAAAUCUGUGCAUUGGAUCAGAAGUAACAGUGCCACAGUUCCAAGUUUUCCAUUCUGAUUUGCCAUCCAAUGACUUUAAUGGGCUGUUCAAUCUGUUGGUGAAGACUACUUGUCCAUAUUUUGUAGCUGGGGUGCCUGGGUCUUUCUACAAUGUCCUCUUUCCCAACUCAAGCAUUCAUGUCUGCUUCUCUAUAAUGGCCCUCCAUUGGAUUUCAGAGGUUCCUGAGGCUGUUGUGGAUAAGGAUUCACCCUUCUACAACAGAGGAAAUGUGUGGAUCAACAGAGGCAGGCAGGACACUGCAGAUAUAUACUCAAAGCAAUCUCAGGAAGAUCUCACAACUUUCAUGAAGUCCAGAGCAAUGGAGAUAGCACCAGGAGGCAUACUGUUUGUUUGUUUGAUGGGGAGACCAGAUAGUUCACCCCCAACACAACAAGUUUCAGUAGAAGGUGAAUUCUGUGGUCAGGACUUUGAAGAUGCAUGGGAUGAUCUUGUCACACAGGGGUUUGUCAGCUUGGAUUUGAGAGACUCAUUUAAUCUUCCAUGGUACUUCCCAAAUUCAUCUGAGGUGAGAAAGGCAGUUGAAGAGUGUGGUGCUUUUGAGAUAGAGACCAUGGAGGUAUGUCAAGGGGUACCAAGCAUGUCUGAGGAGGAAUUUGAGCAUUGGGUGAAGAACCCAAAUAUGUUUGCAAAGAUGAAGGCAAAUCUGGUUAAAAGUUUUGUGGGCAGUCUAGUUGAGGCCCACAUUGGCAUUGAAUGUUCAGAGAUGCUUUUCCAGAGGUUUGAGCAGAGAGCUGCAGCCCUUCUCCAUUCCUCUCCUCCUUCAAGAUUUGUCACCUGCACUGUUGCCUCCCUUAUCAGAAAGUAGGCUAUCACUUGAAUAACUGUAAUGAUCUUUCUGCAAGUGAAUAUUCUUCAUUCUGGCAAAAAUUCACCUUAUGUGAUUCUUGGCAGUGGAUUUCUGUAAUAGACUUUGUGAUCUCACAGCAUUUGAAUA